This is a messenger RNA of Salvelinus namaycush (lake trout), 3330 nucleotides long. Its product is annotated as protocadherin-17-like. Gene Ontology annotation, cellular component: plasma membrane. Lineage: Eukaryota; Metazoa; Chordata; Actinopteri; Salmoniformes; Salmonidae. The transcript is spliced from 5 exons. The record is from RefSeq and is a predicted model, not a curated record. The coding region runs from base 1 to 3330 and encodes 1109 amino acids. Gene Ontology annotation, molecular function: calcium ion binding. Gene Ontology annotation, biological process: homophilic cell-cell adhesion.
AUGGAUAUGCGUCUUCCUGUCAUCUUUUUCCUUCUCUUUUGGGCUAAAGCCCGGACUCUGAAAAAUCUCAAUUAUUCCGUUCCAGAGGAGCAGGGACCUGGAACUGUUAUCGGAAACAUUGCUAAGGAUGCCGGAUUUGGACCGGUGGAGAGAGGGGAAAAAUCUAACUUUAGAGUUCUGGAGAAUUCUGCUCCACAUCUCAUUGAUGUGGACCCAGAGAGUGGGCUUCUUUUUACCAAACAGCGAAUUGACAGGGAGACAUUGUGCAGACGCAACCCCAAGUGUCAGCUCUCCAUGGAAGUGUUUGCCAACGACAAGGAAAUAUGCAUGAUCAAGAUUGAUGUAGUGGAUAUAAACGACAACUCGCCAGGUUUUCCCUCAGAUCACAUCAAUAUUGAUAUUUCAGAGAAUGCAGCUGCUGGGACACGUUUCCCUCUAACAAUUGCGCAUGACUCAGAUUCUGGGGGAAACGGAAUAAAGACUUAUCAGGUCACCAGAGAUGAUUACAAUACAUUUUCUUUGGACUUGAAAUUGAGGGGCGAGGGAACCAUCUAUCCUGAAUUGGUAGUUCAGCGACCUCUAGAUAGGGAGGAUCAGUCCCAUCAUACCCUCCUUUUGACAGCCAUUGAUGGAGGGGAGUAUCCAAGAUCAGGGUCCAUGCAAAUCAAUGUGAGAGUUACUGAUUCAAAUGAUAAUAGCCCAGUAUUUGACAAACCCGCCUAUGUGCUGGAGCUCCCUGAAAACUCACCACCUGGGAAAAUGCUGAUAGAUCUGAAUGCAACAGACCAAGAUGAGGGCAGCAAUGGACAGGUAGUCUAUUCUUUCAGUGGAUAUGCAUCUGAUAGAGUCCAGGAGUUGUUUUCUAUUGACCCCAACACAGGUGUAAUAAAGAUUCAGGGAGAAAUUGACUAUGAAGAGAAUCCAACCAUUGAAUUUGACGUGCAGGCCAAGGAUCUGGGGCCUAACCCCAUCCCUGGCCAUUGUAAGAUUUCAGUCAAAGUGCUUGACAAGAAUGAUAAUUGGCCUGUCAUAAGUUUUGUCUCAGUCCGUCAGGGAGCUAUCAGUGAGGCAGCGCCUCCAGAAUCUGUCAUCGCCCUGGUGAGAGUCACUGAUAAGGAUUCUGGGAGAAAUGGCCAGCUCCAAUGCAGAGUGCUUGGCAAUGUACCAUUCAGGCUGCAGGAAAACAAUGAUAAUUUUUACACUCUGCUCACAGACAGACCUCUAGACAGGGAACUGAAAGACGAAUAUAACGUGACUAUAGUGGCCAGAGACAACGGAAUACCUUCGUUGAAUUACACCAAAUCGUUCACAGUGAAAAUCUUAGAUGAGAAUGAUAAUGCACCACGUUUCACCAAGACCAUCUAUGUGCUCCAGGUGCCUGAGAACAACAUCCCAGGGGAGUACUUAGGCUCAGUUCUGGCUCAUGAUCCAGAUAUAGGUCGGAAUGGAACUGUGUCUUACUCCAUUUUGCCAUCGCACAUCGGAGACGUGUCAGUUUACACCUACGUGUCUGUCAAUCCUACCAACGGAGCCAUAUACGCCUCAAGGUCUUUCAACUACGAACAAACUAAGUUCUUUGAGUUCAAUGUUCAAGCUAAAGACGCAGGGUCUCCUCAUAUGGAGAGCAGUGCCACAGUCAGGGUCAGUGUGCUUGACGUCAAUGACAAUCUACCAGUUAUCGUAUUACCCCUCCUGCUAAAUGACACUGCAGAAAUCAUGAUCCCUAGAAAUGUAGGCCUGGGGUACAUAGUGACCACGGUAAGAGCAGUCGACCACGACUACGGCGAGAGUGGUCGUCUGACCUACGAGAUCUCUGAGGGUAACGAGGAGCACCUGUUUGAGAUGGACCCUGUGGCCGGCGAGGUCAGGACUGCCCAUGCUGUGUGGGAGGAUGUGGCCCCAGCUGUAGAGCUGGUAGUGAAGGUAACCGAUCACGGCAAGCCCCCACUUUCUGCUGUGGCCAAGCUGAUCAUUAAGGCCAGCACAGGAGCCAUGGCAGGAGGGGAGUCCAGGGCUAGCGGGGAGCAGCAGCACUGGGACUUGUCCCUGCCCCUCAUCGUCACCCUUUGCAUCAUCUCUGUCAUGCUGCUGGCUGUCAUGACUGCCAUCGCCGUUAAGUCCAAGCAUCAAGAUAAGGAGGCUGGGAAUUAUAAGUGCCGCAUGGCUGAGUACUCCAACUCCAAUCCCCCAGUGGGGAAGGGCAAGAAGAAAAGGAUCAACAAGAAUGAAAUCAUGCUGGUGCAGAGCGAGAUGGAGGAGAGGGACUCUGUGAGCAGGAUGAACGUGGUGAGCAGCCCGUCUCUCAUCACCUCACCUAUCUGUUUCGACUACCAGACGACCAGCCCCCUGCCUCUCACGCUGCCCAGGUCAGAGGUCAUGUACCUGAAAACCACCUCCAACAGCCUGACGGUGCCUCGGGCUGGCUGUCACUCAAGCUUCGCGGGGCUUACCACAGAGACUCCUAUGAAUAGAAUGUCAGUGAUACAGACGGAUAAUUUUCCCUCGGAGCCCAAUUAUACGUCCAACAGGCAGCCAUUUGCUCAAAGCAGCUCAACAUUUAAGGAUGCAGAGCGAGCGAGCCUCCGAGACAGUGGCCAUGGUGAUAGUGACCAGGCUGAUAGUGACCAGGAUACUAAUAAAGGCUCCCACUGCGACACGUCUGCCAGGGAGGCCAUCAAGAUGAAAGCCACAGCGGUUAAUGGCCAGCCUCUCGAGCAGGGUCCUGAACAAUCUGUUCACUGCACAGAUGAAUGUCGUGCACUGGGCCAUUCUGACAGAUGCUGGAUGCCAAAGUUACGUGUAGGAAGCCAAGCAGACAGCGACGAUAAUCGCACCAACCUUUUCAUCCCAGUGGGAAUGGAGGCCAUGGUGGAGACAGAGAUUUAUGGCAGCCUCAACCGCAGUGCAGCCAGAAGAACCCUCAGCACGUUCGGGAAGGAGCAGCGGGACAGCAUCAUCCUAGUAGCCAACGUCAAACCCUACUUAAAGUCUCAGCGCGGCCUCAGUCCCCUGCUGCAGGAGUGCUCCUCCGUGUCCAGCAGCCCCACCAAGGGGGACACACCCCUGGACUCCCCAACCAAAGGGCCCAGGGAGGAGAUGGGGAGGGUCGGGGAGGGGGGCUCAGACAGCAGUGCCUACGGACCCCCAGAUGGCCAGUGUUCACCACCCCAUACGGAACUGGAGGAUCCGUCGUACCUGUCCUGCGACCUCAGUCCCAAGUCCCUGUCCAACAGCCUUAUCCACAGCUCUGGGAUCAGAUCUGGGAUCAUCAGCCAGGAAUGUGGGGGGAUGGAGUGCGUCAAUCUGGACCAGCGGGACUCUGGGAACUAA